AUGGGGCUCGUUGCCGUUGCGCUGGUCGUCGCUGCAUUCACAUGGAUAAUGAAUUUCCUCUACAAAAAAGCGAAGUAUAUUCUUGACCGAAUGUCGCUCUUUCAAGGACCGGUGGCUCUACCUUUCAUCGGGAAUCUUCACCAGUUUCACUUCACUCCCGAAGAAUUUUUCGAGCAGGCUCAGGGAUUAGCGUACAUGCUGCGAAAGGACAAGGAUCGAAUCACAAGAGUGUGGUUUGGGCCGAUGCCGCAUGUUCUCAUAUAUGGACCGGAGGAAUGCGAAGCAGUUCUAGGCAGCAGCAAAAUGUUGAAUAAGACUAUGCAGUACAGCUUUCUUUCGGCAUGGAUUGGUGAAGGAUUGUUGAUCAGUAAGCCGGAUAAAUGGCGUCCACGGCGGAAACUUCUCACGCCCACAUUUCACUAUGAAAUCCUGAAAGAUUUCGUUGAGGUCUACAACCGACAUGGUCGGACGCUAUUGGGCAAGUUUUUGAAGCACGCCGAUAGCGGAGAGUACGAGGACAUCUUCCACACUGUCACCCUCUGCACCCUGGAUGUGAUUUGCGAAGCUGCGCUUGGCAUCUGCCUCGACGUGCAGAAGAAUCCUCAUUCCCCGUAUCUGGAUUCAGUGUUCAAGAUGAAAGUGAUAAUUCAAAAGAGAUUAGUCAAACCGCAGUACUACCCGGAGUUUCUGUUCAACUUGAUCGGAGCUGGAAGGGAACAAGCACGUUGCGUCAAGAUUCUGCACGAAUUCACGGGCAAUGUGAUUCGAGCCCGAAAGGCAAAGGCUGACGCAGCAGGUGGUGUGGAGAAACUUCUUGCGCAAGAGUCAGCGGAAGGUACUGUAAUACGGAGUCACAGCCACAAUUUUCUACGGCUUUUGUAA
Ostertagia ostertagi is the source of this 882-nucleotide messenger RNA. The record is from the annotation of a GenBank genome assembly. NCBI's taxonomy places the organism in Eukaryota, Metazoa, Nematoda, Chromadorea, Rhabditida, Trichostrongylidae.